AGUAAUUUCCGAACUGCGUUUUUGCGCCUAUGCCUUGAAGGGCAUUUCGGGAAGAGGGCGCCUUUUGUUGUGUUUGUUUAGAGUCCAAAAUAGUAAUCUUUACUCCAUCCGUAGUAACAGCAAAUGCGAUUCUCGCGAUAUUUGCGACAGUCAAGACUUCCGGAUAAUGAUAGUGCGCGGAAAGAGGAUCUGAAUCGACGGACUGUAAUAUAACUCUUACAAAUGGGAAUUAUGCGUAAAGAAAUAGUAAGAACAGUGCUGUGACCGUUUUAUUUUUAGCGGGUUUAACAGAUAGUUUUGUGUUUUAAUUGUAUUGUGUGAGUAUAUUAUAAGUGCACACACUACGCAGCAUUUACUUUGUUGAUCGUAAAAGGAACUGGCGUGUUUCCUCAAGAAAGCCACUGAAUGUCGCUUUCACGAAACGCACAGGUUUCACGGUGAGAGAUAUGGAUUAAAAAUCGUCGAAAUGAUCCGCCACGUUUGCGUAGGGGCGGUUUUGAUGCUGUUAAUCAACAUCGAGGGGACAUUCUGCUUAUAUCCGCCUCAGGAUGUCAAGUUAGUCGGAUCAUAUCUGCAGUGGAAGAAGCCUCCGGAUGAAGACAGUGUGCUGUAUUUACUGCAGUAUAAACAUGGCUCCAAAUCAGACGAUGAAUGGUACAAUGUGAUGAGCCAUAACGAGACCGAGUCAAGAUUUAAAAUCACUCCCGAGUUUUAUGGAGCAGUAUUUCGAGUACGCGCAGAGAAAGGGAACAUCAUGUCUGAAUGGCAAUAUUCAAAGAAAGUCCAGUGUGUAAAUGCUAACGCUUGUGCUCCUGUGAUGAAACUGUCUGUAAAACCUGAAAAGGCUUAUGUGACUUUGGAAAAUAUGGACGAGAGCUUGGAGAAAGAACAUGGAGAAAAUAUACAAUUUAAUGUAUCAUUCUGGAAAGUGGAUAAUGGAGGAUACUCGAAGGUAGAGUUUAUUAUUACAAAUAGCAGGAAACACAAACUUGAACUGGAAUCAGGGCAAACCUACUGUUUCCAGGUUCAGUAUCUCUUCUAUGAAAAGCCUUAUGGAAAUGUUAGCAACCAAAGUUGUGCAAUCAUCCCAGAAACGCUGGAAAUGAUAAAGAGCCGUGAUUUGCUGUUUAUUAUAUUAACUACACUGCUUUUUACGGCCAUGUGUGGAGUCUGCAUUUUUCUGCUAUUUAGACACCACAAAAAGGUCAAACAACUGUUACAGCCACUCCGCCUGGAAAUUCCUGACCAUUAUCUAGAGUUUUUAAGGUCUGGGGAUGGGGAGUUUCCUCUGCAGGCAUGUCCAAGUCCCAGCAGUCAAAGUUUACAGUCAUGUGACAUGAUCAUAGUAAUAGAGAACAGCAGUGUGAAGCAGAAAGGCCAAGAAGAGGAACACGUUUUUUAACUUAAUGAUUGUGUUUGGCUUUAUGCAUAUAGAAUGUGCAUUUACUUUUUUGGGGGGUAAACAAUAUGCUUUGCACAUCACUAACAAACUAUGCUUACAAAUUCAAAUCUGUACUGUGUAAGUACAGAUUUUUUAAAA
Sinocyclocheilus grahami is the source of this 1540-nucleotide messenger RNA. Lineage: Eukaryota; Metazoa; Chordata; Actinopteri; Cypriniformes; Cyprinidae. The record is from RefSeq and is a predicted model, not a curated record.